UACCAAUGCUUUGCAGAAAGCCGUUGUUGUAAAAAUAUAUGUACGUGUUUCCAUCUGUGAAUAUAUAUUGAAAGGGAGAGAGGCUGAUUUUCAGUUAGGUGGGAAGUGUUCUGUGUUCCAGAAGAAUGUUCCAUUCUUAGACCUGGGUAAGAGGAGACCCUGCUUUAGGAGAUUCUGUCCUGGCCAUGAGCCAGCCAGCCCUUCCCAUGGAGUGAGAUGUCUGCAGGGUGAAGGACAUGGGGCCAAAGACGUCUUUCCACCCAGUGCUUGUGGGUGGGUACGUCCCAGAAAUUCUUGACCCCAGAAAUUCUUCUGAAGUGACUUUGAAUGCACUUCCGGGGCCCAUAUGGACUGCUUCCUGGGUCCCUCCUCCUGAGAGCUGGCAGCACUGCUGGUGGGAUGUCCUUAGGCCAAGGCAGGUCUGUGUGCAAGUGUGCAAAUGGAGCUUGGAUCUGCAGGCCAAAGUUCUGGACAGUCAGAGAUAGGAUGCGAAGCGCCGAGGAGGCCACUUUCCCCAUGACGCCAUCUUGAGAAGAGUCCAAGAAUUCAAAAUUCCAAACUGGAUUAAGCAUGAAAAUAUUGUUGCCCUGGAAGACAUUUAUGAAAGCCCAAAUCACUUGUACUUGGUCAUGCAGCUGGUUAGAGCCACUUUGCACUAACCUUUCCACUGACAGAACCACUCACCAGGAAACUAAAGGAAGUCAAGAAUAACCCAAUGCCAGCACUGAACCACUGCGUCCCUGCCAGUCUUACUCCUCCUUCUUCAGGGAGCACUUUUUACCUGGAAAGGCUGUUUCACAGUUAUCCUAGGGUGAAACCUAUGGAUAACCCUCUUUUAGCAGGUGUAGGGGCUAGAAAAUAAUUGCUCAUCGCAUCCCAGCCUUUGGAUUCCAGUCCUCUGGGAAGUGUGGCUGAGAAGUCAAUAUGGGGGGUCAGUUGCAAGCAAUCCAGCUCAAGUUUUAGCACACAGAGGAAUCACCUGAGGAUAUCACUGAAACAAAGGAUGCUGAGCCCUGCCUUCAGAGAUGCUGAUUCAGUGGGUCUGGGUGGGAAAGGGGCCGUGAAUUUGCAUCUAUAACAAGCUCCCAGGUGAUACCAAGGACUGGUCCAAGGACAACACUUUGAGUAUCAAGACCUUUAAGAAGUUGCUCCUAAUCCCCAGCUGUUGUCACUGGGAAGGAGGGAUGCCUUUGGAGGUGAACAACAGAGCCACUCAAACCAUUUUCCAUCUGAACCACAGAGGAUUGGAUGUCACUCGGGACUCAUGACUUGAAUUAGGGUAUAAAAUAACCCAGCCUGGUCCGUCUGCAGAAUUCCUCGUGAAGAGUCACUCUUGGGGUAUCAAUGAGAGAAGAGGCUGUGCAUUGGAGCAGCAUGGAGACAAUGCACCUCUGGUUUUAGGCCUUCAUUUAUGGAUGAUUUUAGACAGUCCCAUUAAAGACACAGUUCCCUUGAACUUCACAGAAAUGCUGAGUGAUGACAAACCUUGGCAGGUCUGUGACCAGUCUCCUCCAGCAAGUUACUUCCAGGCAUUCCUACUAAUCUUUCAACCCACCCAUUGCUUAAGGGUAAUAAGAUCUACAGGUGACAUGAUAGAUAAGACUGUUGACACAUUCUUUAAUCUCAGCUAAGCAAACAGAGACUCAUUGUCCCAAGCCGGUGACUGGCCCAGUGCCCUGAAUGUCUUAACAGAGUUUGACAGGGAAAUAGGAGCCCUUCAACCCUGUUUUGAGAAUGAAGCUGCAAUGGUAAGAAGAUUAUUUUUCCCUCUCAAAGGACCCCGAAGAAUCAACAGAUUCAAGGGUUUUCCUCUCCACGGUAAGGAGGCUGUUCUUGGCAAGUUACUCUGAGAAGCCUGUUGUCCUCCCUCAAGUCACUUCAGCCUUAGAACUGAAUUAACUGCAGGCCAAGGACAUACAUGAACCACGUGAGUCAUUUUUCAAAAGCAAAUGACAGGGCACCUGUCUUCUGGAAUUGGUGAGUCCAUUCAGUGGAGACUCUUGGCAAAGCUUAGUGUGAGAUGAUAUAAAUAGGCCCUGACCUGCGGGGCUUGUUGUCCUUGGGUGAGGUAGAGGCAUUUGUACACAAAAAAUCACAAACUGGCUAAACUGUGCCACGUGAUUAGCAAACAUGCUCAUGCCCAAUCAGCAAGAUCUUCAUCGUCAAGGGACUAAUGUCUGGAGAAGCUUGGCUGUAUGGAAUAGCAUGGCCAUUAGUCUCAUAGCCUGUUGUGGUUCCCCGCACAUUUCAAUUACUCGGGUGUCUGGUGGAGAGCUGUUUGACCGGAUAGUGGAGAAGGGAUUUUAUACGGAGAAGGAUGCCAGCACUCUGAUCCGCCAAGUCUUGGAUGCCGUGUACUAUCUCCACAGAAUGGGCAUCGUCCACAGAGACCUCAAGCCUGAAAAUCUCUUGUACUACAGUCAAGAUGAGGAGUCCAAAAUCAUGAUCAGUGACUUUGGAUUGUCAAAAAUGGAGGGCAAAGGAGACGUGAUGUCCACUGCCUGUGGAACUCCAGGCUAUGUUGCUCCUGAAGUCCUCGCCCAGAAACCUUACAGCAAAGCUGUUGACUGCUGGUCCAUCGGGGUGAUUGCCUAUAUCUUGCUCUGCGGCUACCCUCCUUUUUAUGAUGAAAAUGACUCCAAGCUCUUUGAGCAGAUCCUCAAGGCAGAAUAUGAGUUUGACUCUCCCUACUGGGAUGACAUCUCUGACUCUGCAAAAGACUUCAUUCGGAACCUGAUGGAGAAGGACCCAAAUAAAAGAUACACGUGUGAGCAGGCAGCUCGGCACCCAUGGAUCGCUGGUGACACAGCCCUCAACAAAAACAUCCACGAGUCCGUCAGCGCCCAGAUCCGGAAGAACUUCGCCAAGAGCAAAUGGAGACAAGCGUUUAACGCCACGGCUGUCGUGAGACAUAUGAGAAAACUACACCUCGGCAGCAGCCUGGACAGUUCCAAUGCAAGUGUUUCGAGCAGCCUCAGUUUGGCCAGCCAAAAAGACUGUCUGGCACCUUCCACGCUCUGUAGUUUCAUUUCUUCUUCAUCGGGGGUCUCAGGAGUUGGAGCCGAGCGGAGACCCAGGCCCACCACUGUGACGGCAGUGCACUCUGGAAGCAAGUGACUGGCCCUGGAGGUGGGGCCCAGGGGCGGGGCCGGGGAUGGGGAGCCCCAGGGUCGCCAGUGCCGCGAGCCACUCCAGCAAGACCCCACCUUGCAUGGUGCACCUUCCUGCAUAGGACUGGAAGACCGAAGUUUUUUUAUGGCCAUAUUUUCUACUGCAAUUCUGAAGUGUUCAUUUCUCACAAACUGUACUGACUCGAGGGGCGCUGAUUUCAUAGGAUCUGGUGCUGUAUAUACGAAUCUUGCAAAGCUCUAACUGAACGGACCUUCUUAUUCCUCUCCCCCAACGCCAUCGUUUCCACUCUUCUCAGUGUAGGUAACCGUCUAUGGUGUGUUUUUUCAUUAAUGACAAAAAAAAAAAGGUUUCAACUGGAUUAUUUAAAUAUUGGUAAAUAUUGUGCAUUACGGUUUGUUUGUUUUUCCUUUUAAGAAAUAUGUCCUUUGACUGUAUCUCUCAGUUACAUGACCUGUAUCUUUUCCUCUUUAAUAGUAGUUUUAUGUUAACCUUUAAGAGAUUUGUUUUUCCUCCAAGGAGAAUUUCAAGGUAUUUUUAAAAAUUCUAAUAAGAGGAUCGGCCAGGCGCAAUGGCUCACACCUGUAAUCCCAGCACUUUGGGAGGCCAGGUCGGGCGGAUUAUGAGGUCAGGAGAUCAAGGCCAUCCUGGCCAACAUGGUAAAACCCCAUGUCUACUAAAAAUACAAAACAUUAGUCGGGCAUGGUGGCACACGCCUGUAGUCCCAGCUACUCGGGAGACUGAGGCAGGAGAAUGGCGUGAACCCGGGAGGCGGAGCUUGCAGUGAGCCGAGAUCGCACCACUGCACUCCAGCCUGGGCGACAGAACAAGACUCUGUCUCAAAAGAAAAAAAAUGUAAUAAGAGGAUCAAGAAUCUCUCCGAGGCUAAGAGUGCACUUCACCUAUACUCCUUCUCUUUCUCUCCCCUUCCCCGGGAGGAGGGGCCCCUCAGUUCCACAAGACUCUCUUCUCUGCAGGGGGCUUUGGUGGAUCGUCUGCACUGAGCCUUUGUUGGCAACCCAUCCAGCAGAACCCACACCUACCAGAGACCCCAGAGGCCUCUUGCCAUCAGCAGUCAGAAAUAAAGAAGCCUGCUCCCCUGAGACACAGGGCCCAGCUUCACAGGUCAAACUUGCUGUAAGUGAGAUGCCCACACUGCAGAGAUGCAGAAGCCUCCCUUCCAAAAGGAACCAGCUGCCAUGCUGUUGAAAGUGGGCCCACACAAAACCCUCAUUUCUCACGAGAGGUAGCAGAUGAAAGCUCAGCUAUGCAGUUUUAAAAUUCAUCUCUUUCUCUGUGGUUUUUAAAAAAAUGCUUUUCUAAUCUUACACUUCACAUGGCCUCCAACACAAAGUUCUUUCUCCACAUUUUUACCCUCUUCUCACAUGAAUGUUUUCCAAGGGAAGGAAGGGAGGGAAGCAGCCUUGGGAAAGGAUCCAUUUCUGGUGGUAAGGAGAGGAGGCCCUGCCAGGCUAAUAGGACUCCGGCCACCACAGAGAUGGCCAGAGACCACCUCCACCAGGCCCAGCCAGUGCUUGCAGCCCUCCCACUGAUCAGGGGAGUCUAGAAUCAAAGGCACAUGGUGGUAGGGUCACCAAACGCCCCAUUUGCCCGAGACUGAAGGAUUUCUCAGGCUGUGGACAUUUAAUGCCAAAACCAGGAAUAUCCAGGGCAAACCAGGCUGUGUUGCUCACCCUUGUGGAGCCAGGCAGUGUGUGGCCCAGGGAAAGCUGCAUUUCAUGGAGGCUUCCAGGAGGCUGCCCUGUAGAGCCAGGCAGGUGGCUUCAAGUGCCAGUCCUGCAAGUGUCCCUGCUUCAGCUCUCAGGCCCAUCCAAUACCUCGAGUCCACCAGGGUGUCCCAGCAGGUUUGCCUCAUCACGACCCAGCGACACUGCUGGCUGUGUCCUCAAGCCCUCCUCCUGUGGCUGGCCAGUCCUGGGAAGUCCUGUUGGUUGAGUCAUCUUUGUCACUUCUACGCCUUUGACUGUGUACAGGCUGAGUGAUACCCCCCUCCACCCUCCCAGUAAACACACACACACACACACACACACACACACACACACGCACACAAUGUUACUAGGCGCAGCAGCUCCAUCCUGCUCCCUGAGAAUGGCAGUGCAGGCACAGAGAAGAGCAGUUGGGAAGACAGGCAGCUGGUCUACCCUGUCCCCGCACACUUCACAGGCGCUCCACUGCUUGGCAGGAAUUCUGCAUGGCAUCUGCCACACAUGCUCACAGGGUGAAAAACCAAGCUGUCACUCUGCAAAACCUAAAAACCCUGGAAAGGUCUAUAAGAUGACAUUAGACCCAGUUACGCAGGUGUCACCUGAGUUGGCCAUGCAAUGAAGGACUAUCAUAAGCAGUAUUGGAGAGCUAGGCAGUCGCUUACUAACAAGUGUCUUGGAAACGCUCGAGUUCAUAGAGUGCGUGACAAAGUAAUAGAAGGCUGCAGGCGCUGAAAAUGCACCUGAAUCUGGUACCUAGGAUGAGUGCAUGAAUACUGAUGAAUAGCCCUUUGUGCUGUGUGCUUUGUACAACUAUUUGCUUUCAGAAAGCAGCAUUUGAAGCUGAGUUCCAUUACUGGUGAUUGAAGUAUUUUCAGGAGCAGGUGUAUGUGGUGCAUGUUAUAUGCACUUAGUUUGAAAGUAUCCCUCACCCGAAAAGUGCAGAACCUCUGAAAGGUGAGCCGUGGUGCAGGUGUCCCCCUCGCUGUCCAGGUCAGUUCUUGGCGGUGCUUGGCCUGUCACACGCCAGGUCUCAACAACAUCAUGCGAGGAGGCAGUGACUGGUGUCAGCCCAAUAGUCGACUGUUGAGCAUGAUGUCAGGAAACCCGUACUGUCCCGAGGCCACCAGGCUUGAGUUAAUUUCCUAUUGUUUUAGAAAGAGAAGAGCUCUUGUGCUUUUGAGAGAGCCUCAUGGUAAAAAGACAGAUGUUGUCUUUGCCCUGCACUUGGUAUGAUUUAUUGUAAAACAGGAAGAAAACCUAGAAUGUGCCUUUCGUGAAGGUCUGACAAAUGGGGUCGCAGAGUCCUAAGACCCGCGCCGAGGUCAGAUUCCACCCACAGCAGCUGAGCAUUUCUACGUGCACCCAGGGUGCUGGGCUGAGGCUAAGGGUGGACACAUGGACCCCACCACAGGCUUCCUUACUAAGCCCAAGUCCCCCCAUGUGGUCACUAUCCCUUCUCAGAGCAUGUGGAUUCUCUUUUCUUUACUUGAACUAUUCAGUGUUGUAGUGGCCUGUAGCGGCCCUUUCCCUCAGCUGCCUGUCUGGGCUCCCUGGCUUCCCGGAUCUUCAUCUCAUACGUGAGGCAAUAGGAGUUUCAUUCAUUGAGACAAAUGGUGAGCAGGCACCAACAGGCCGGCAGGUUGGCUCUCUUCACAGAGGUGGCCUUGGCGUCUGCAGUCUGGGCAGCUCUCUGCCUCCCUACGGCUCUGCUUCCCAGCGGGCACACAGGUCCAGAGCCUCAGAAUGAAGUGGUGCAAAGGCACAGGGCACACCCAGGAGAAGUGCAACAACCACCAAAAGCCCUUGAGAAGAGACGAGGUUGCUGUGUUAGAGAAAUGGCAACCCCCAGGACCGUGCAUGGCGCUGGCAGUGCGCGGUGGCUGAUUUCCCCCAGGACCGUGCAUGGCGCUGGCAGUGCGCGGUGGCUGAUUUCCCCCAGGACCGUGCAUGGCGCUGGCAGUGCGCGGUGGCUGAUUUCCCCCAGGACCGUGCAUGGCGCUGGCAGUGCGCGGUGGCUGAUUUUCCCCAGGACCGUGCAUGGCGCUGGCAGUGCGCGGUGGCUGAUUUUCCCCAGGACCGUGCAUGGCGCUGGCAGUGCGCGGUGGCUGAUUUUCCCCAGGACCGUGCAUGGCGCUGGCAGUGCACGGUGGCUGAUUUUCCCCCAGGACCGUGCAUGGCGCUGGCAGUGCGCGGUGGCUGAUUUUCCCCAGGACCGUGCAUGGCGCUGGCAGUGCGCGGUGGCUGAUUUUCCCCAGGACCGUGCAUGGCGCUGGCAGUGCGCGGUGGCUGAUUUUCCCCAGGACCGUGCAUGGCGCUGGCAGUGCGCGGUGGCUGAUUUUCCCCAGGACCGUGCAUGGCGCUGGCAGUGCGCGGUGGCUGAUUUUCCCCAGGACCGUGCAUGGCGCUGGCAGUGCGCGGUGGCUGAUUUUCCCCAGGACCGUGCAUGGCGCUGGCAGUGCGCGGUGGCUGAUUUUCACCAGUUCCUCCUGCCCCUGCCUCUGUCGGAUACUAGAAAACAUCAUUCUCCCCCUUCAGGUCUCCUUUUGAAAGAAAAGAACUAUAGCAAAGCAUGCCAUAUAAAAUCAAAAAAAGGAAGAGUGGCUUUGUGUUCUUGACCGUGGCCACAAUUGUGGUCACUUCUAGCAUCUGACCUUGAGAAUAGGGUAGGGCGUCUGAGCCACCGCUGGCCUUUGAGAGGGUCUCACUCUCCAGCUAGCUCUUUGUGUAGUGUCCAGGGCCCCGGCAGUCAGGAUAGAGCAAAAGAAGAUGGGCAGGGCGCAGUGGCUCACGCCUGUAAUUCCAGCACUUAGGGAGACUGAGGCAGGCAGAUCACAAGGUCAAGAGAUCAAGACCAUUCUGGCUAACAUGGUGAAACCCCGUCUCUACUAAAAAUACAAAAAAUAGCUGGACGUGGUGGCACGUGCCUGUAAUCCCAGCUACUCGGGAGGCCGAGGCAGGAGAAUCGCUUGAACCUGGGAGGUGGAGGUUGCAGUGAGCCGAGAUCGCGCCACUGCACUCCAGCCUGGGCGACAGAGCAAAACUCCAUCUCAGAAAAAGAUGGCCAUGCUGGUCAAGGCUGGGCUCAUAGGAAACAUCUAUAGUUGGAUGAAAGGAAUCUGGCCUAGGGAGCCCUGGACUCGGUUUACCUACCUCCUGCUCAUCCCACUCAUCUGUCUACCCUAGUGUCCAGCAUGCCCCGGAUGAAUUGUAGGUGGGAGGGACACAAGCCAAGAACACCAGGCACACGGGGUGGAGGGAAUGGAGGGAGCCCAGGUGAUCCCCUUUGGAAGGCAGACUGAUCCUCUCCCCUAUGGAAUGACAGCUUAACCCGAUUAACCCACUGGGGCUUGCUGUUUUAUGAGCAUUUUUAAACAGAAAGAUGAUAUCCCAGUGCAGGGAGACUUUAGCUUGGAAAGCAUCAUGGCCCGUGGCCCCUCCCUCUGCCCCAGAACCUUGGCCGGCCAGAAUUGAGUCUUCGCAUUGGGGAGGCCACAGUGGAACCAUUGCUCUAGGGCUGAAGGUAGAAGUAGGGCCCCUGCCUCAGCUUCAGCCAGAGCACUCGCUGCUUUGCAGAAUUUCACAAGCGCACGACUGGGAUUCCUUUGUAUAUGAGAAAGGAAGGCAAGCGCCGGCAAAGGGAAGCUCCUCCCAUUUUUCAUAAACAGAAAUAAGACGUCCUGUUUCCCAGGUUUGCACAAUCACUUCUGGCAAGUGAAUUCUGGCACUUGAAUUCAGCCAGUGCACGAAACCUUUGCAUGUUCUUCUGAAACUGUACUUCUUCCCCAUUCUGUCUACCCACACUCUGCGAACUUUGCCUUUUCCUUAAACACAUUCCAGACCAAACACUGUUCAGUUUGUUCCAAAAAAAAAAAAAAAAAAAAAAAAAAAGAUGUAUAUACCUGUAUGUGAUCCAUCACCCUUUUGAGGGGCACCUGGUCCUAGGUUGGGGCUGCAGGUGUGCCUGACAUUUGCAAAAGGUAUUCCAGUCUUUCUAUGUUCAGAAUUGAAAAUGUGGAGAUAGAAAAGCUCAAACAGACUCCUAAAAGGAGGGUUUCUUUCCUGAAGACUCCAAGAAAAUGAGUGUGCAGAUGAGUUAGCUUGACAACCUCAACUGCGGGGAGCAGGCAGGCGGUCUGAGGAAGAGAAGGACCCACGCCCCACUCACGGGCACCUGCUUGGUGGUCCCAGGGCAUCACGGUCUGCAGCCUGGGCCCCCAGCCCCACUGUGAAGUCAGUCCUGCAUGCUGGCCGAGGCCUGGCCACCUCCCGAUGCCUCCAGAGUCAGUGGGAAGGAGUCAGCCCUUCCCGGACUUCCCCACCACCUCCAGCAGGAGCAGCUCAGUUUGUGGCUCUGGGAGCUCCGCUUUUGCAAACCCAAAAAGGCUGUGCAUUUGGAAGCCAAACGCUCAGCAUGCGGCUGCCGAGUCUGGUUUUGUGGACAAAGCAAACUGUGGAAUGGCUUCUCGGUGUCUGUAUAAAGGGACAAACGAUUGCAUUCACCCUUUGUACUAACACCGCUUCUGCAUUCGCCAUAUCCGUUUUUUAACCUUUUUGUCUCCGGGGAACUUCUCAUACGAUUAUUAUGUCUUCUGAUGAUUUGCCAUGUUAUUUUACUUAAUGGUGAUUUUAUUUUCUUAUGGACAGGAAAAAAGAACAUGAGGAGGAGUUGGUUUUAGUCUUAGAGAUAAGUCUUCAGCAGGGGCUCAGAAACCCCAAACUCUAGUUAAAUUGCUUCUCAGAGGAAAAUCUUAGUCUAGACAGACUGAGAUUCCCAGGCUCUCCUGGAAGCCCUGCACUUUGGGGCACAGGGGCACUGGGACGUGGUUGGCAGCCAGGCUGCGAGAGAGCUAAAAAAUAACACGAACAUCAGCGCGGAUGUUUAUCUCUCGGCCCUGACGCCUGCCACUCUCCUUCCCGGGGCGCUUGGCCCUAUCAGAGGGACAUGAAAUGCUGUCCAAAUGGUGGGAGAAAUGCAGUGACACUGCAGCAGAGUCUUUGCUUUGGAAGAUGGGGUGCCAUGUUUCAGAGAACAUUUAUCUUAGUCCCAUGUUCAGGUGAGAAGACCUCAAAGGUACUCUCUGUCCAGAAUAACCAUUGGAACAGUUUCUUAAUUGGCUUUCGUCACUACACAUAAUGUAAUCUCCCUUCUUUCAGCUCCCCCAACAGUGAGCAUGCUUCCCAAAAAAUUACAACGUCAAAACCAGGAAUGUCCCCGCAUCUACUAUUACCAGGCUUGCAAUUGGUUCAAUUUUCCCAUAAAAACAUGUUCGUUCAAAAGAAGGGAAACUGUGAAUUUAUUCCAUGCAUGUAAUAAACUCUGCAAGAAGUUUAACCCCCGUAGGUUUGCGGCACUGCAAAAUUGUUCAUGGGUCUAUGUAGCAAAUGAUUCUCUGCCUUGACAAUCAUGUAUACAUAUCAAGAUUUCUAUCAUAAUGAUAAUGAGAUUGAUGACUUCUUGUUUUCCUCCAAUAAAGACAAUUAAUCACCUUCA
Rhinopithecus roxellana (golden snub-nosed monkey) is the source of this 10347-nucleotide messenger RNA. It is a transcript of the gene CAMK1D, whose product is annotated as calcium/calmodulin dependent protein kinase ID. The record is from RefSeq and is a predicted model, not a curated record. Gene Ontology annotation, molecular function: calcium/calmodulin-dependent protein kinase activity; ATP binding; calmodulin binding. Lineage: Eukaryota; Metazoa; Chordata; Mammalia; Primates; Cercopithecidae. Gene Ontology annotation, cellular component: intracellular anatomical structure. Bases 2131 to 3117 code for a protein of 328 amino acids. The transcript has 11 exons. Gene Ontology annotation, biological process: peptidyl-serine phosphorylation.